CGGCGCGGGCUGCGCGGCCGCCGCCGCCGGGGCCGGAGCGCGCGGGGGCCGCCGGCGCUGCCCGGCUGAGGGCGCGGCCCCGCAGCCUGGGUGAGCGGGCGGGGAGUGGGGCCGCUCCGUCCUGUGAGCGGUGCCGGGGGGAGAUACGGCCAGGCAAACAAUAACUCGGGUUGCGUUCUGCCCGUCCCCCGCGGGGCGCGGGACAGCGCCGCGCACUUUCGGCGCUCCACGCGUGACAAGCCCGCCGGAGGGGCGGGACCGCCGUGACACCCGGUGGUAACCGCGGCGGGGCUUCCCCCUCUGCUUCUUUCCUCUCCCCACAGCGAUUCCUGCUGAAAUGCGGCGCCCCACGCUGGCAUGAGCCCCGCCGUCGGGAGCAGCGCGCCCCGGGCACCGCCGCUUUCCCUGGCCGCAGCUCGGUGUCGGGAAGAAAGCGCUGUCGCCGCGGAGCCGCCGCUCACGGCAGCGCCGGACGCCGGGCGAGGGACGGACGUCCUUUUUGUAGCUGGAUUCAAGCCAAGAACCUCUACCCACAGCUGCCAAGCCUGGCAUCCCUCCUGGCUCCAGCAGGUGCAGCACACUGGAAGCAUGGCUACAAGUGCCGUUCCCAGCGAAAACCUGCCCACGUACAAGCUGGUGGUUGUUGGAGAUGGUGGUGUGGGCAAGAGUGCUCUCACUAUUCAGUUUUUCCAGAAGAUUUUUGUGCCAGACUACGACCCAACGAUUGAAGACUCCUACCUGAAGCACACGGAAAUAGAUGGGCAGUGGGCAAUUCUUGAUGUUCUGGAUACUGCAGGCCAAGAGGAGUUCAGUGCAAUGCGGGAGCAGUACAUGAGGACUGGAGAUGGAUUCCUCAUCGUCUACUCGGUGACAGACAAGGCCAGCUUCGAGCACGUGGACCGGUUCCACCAGCUGAUCCUCAGAGUCAAGGACAGGGAGUGUUUUCCAAUGAUUUUGGUGGCAAACAAAGUUGAUCUAAUGCACUUACGGAAAAUUACAAGAGAACAGGGGAGAGAAAUGGCAACAAAACAUAACAUUCCUUAUAUAGAAACCAGUGCCAAGGACCCACCUCUGAAUGUGGACAAGGCCUUCCAUGAUCUCGUGAGGGUAAUAAGGCAACAGAUCCCAGAGAAAAGCCAGAAGAAGAAGAAAAAGACCAAAUGGCGAGGGGACAGAGCCACGGGCUCCCACAAACUCCAGUGUGUGAUUUUGUGACAGGACACCCUGGGAAUGCCUUGGAUGCCUCCCUCCUCCCCUCCUGACCCACCGGCAGCCCGGGUGAGGAGCCGCAGCUCGAUGCUGAUGCCCACAGGGCCCCGUGGCCCCCGGGCUCCCUGCAGAGGCUCAGACUCGGAGCAGGCGGCUCCAAGGCUCCGGACCCCCAGAGAGGGGCUGCACAUCAGGGCCAGCGUGGGAGCUGUGUGAAUGGGAGGCAGAAGGGAUCAGCAGGACCUCAGCUCUCAAACAUCCCCAGCACCUUCCAGGGGCCUCCAUAAUGUUUAUAAAAACAAACAAAAAAAAAAAAAAGAAGGCAGAAGUUAAAAAAAAAGUGUUGGUUUUAUCUGCAAACAUUUCUCUUUGUGACCCAUUUCUGAACAGCCUUGAAUAGCCCCCCUGUUUGGUACAGUUGUCUGUGUAUGUGUGGGGGAAGGAAAAGGAUUUUUCUUUCUCCUAAUUUUUUUUUUUGUCCUCUUCUUCCUUUUUGUUGUUUGCUCAGCAAGUGUUGGGUUGCAAAGAAACAACGGCCAGGCUUUAGAUUUUUUGCACUGGACUCUCUUGGGCGGCAGUGCCAAAACAGAACUUCAUAUGAAAGUGCAUAGAUUUGAAGGAAGAAAAUUAAUUCCAGCUGCCCUGGCUGCUCCAGACAUUGUGUCAGACUCUGGAGGGUUGCCAGCUCACAGACCAUAAACUCCAGUUUAGGAAAGGAGGUUUGGGCUUGGAUUAUAUAUUUCUUUUCUUACCCUUUGUCGAGAGGUUUUGUUUCUGUUUUGUAACUUCGGACAUGUCAAACUUAGGACAUUUUGUUAACCUGGAAGUAUUUAAAUUAAAGUAAUUUACAAAUGGAA
Motacilla alba alba is the source of this 2066-nucleotide messenger RNA. It is a transcript of the gene MRAS, whose product is annotated as muscle RAS oncogene homolog. Gene Ontology annotation, cellular component: plasma membrane. Gene Ontology annotation, biological process: signal transduction. Gene Ontology annotation, molecular function: GTP binding; GDP binding; GTPase activity. Lineage: Eukaryota; Metazoa; Chordata; Aves; Passeriformes; Motacillidae. The transcript has 7 exons. Bases 358 to 1215 code for a protein of 285 amino acids. The record is from RefSeq and is a predicted model, not a curated record.